AUGCGGAUCUCCUUCCUCCUUCUCACCGCCUCUCUGUGUGCCUUGGUCCUCCUCCUCGCACCUGCCUCGGAGGGCUGCGGGCCGGGGAGGGGGUACGGCAAGAGGCGGCUCCCGAAGAAGCUCAUCCCGCUUGCGUACAAGCAGUUCAGCCCCAACGUCGCCGAGAAGACCCUGGGAGCCAGCGGGAGACCCGAGGGCAAAAUAACGCGCAACUCCGAGCGCUUCAAAGAACUGACGCCGAAUUACAACACAGAUAUUAUCUUCAAAGAUGAGGAGGACACGGGCGCCGACAGGCUCAUGACCCAGCGUUGCAAAGACAAGUUGAACUCUCUGGCCAUCUCUGUCAUGAACAUGUGGCCGGGCGUUAAGCUGAGAGUGACAGAGGGCUGGGAUGAGGACGGUCAUCACUCAGAGGACUCGCUGCACUACGAGGGACGUGCCGUCGACAUCACCACCUCAGACAGGGACAGAAAUAAGUACGCCAUGUUGGCCCGGCUGGCCGUAGAAGCUGGAUUUGACUGGGUCUACUACGAGUCCAAAGCCCACAUUCACUGUAGUGUCAAGUCAGAACAUUCUGUCGCAGCCAAAACCGGUGGUUGUUUCCCUGGUGAUGCUCAGGUUGUCCUCGAGGGCGGGGCUACUAAGCAGGUGCGUGACCUCCACCCUGGCGACCGUGUCUUGGCUUCUCCAACAACAGACGGUCGCGGCCCUCUUCUCUACAGCCCGGUCUUAUCCUUCCUGGACCGCCAGCCCAACAUCACAAAGAUCUUCUACAUCAUUGGCACCAGCGCAGGACUUAAUAUUACUCUCACAGCUGCUCACCUGAUCUUUGUCACAGACUGCGCUGGUGGCCUGAGUGAGCCAAAGUGGGAAGAGACAGGCGAGGAGCCGCUUUUGGGCUCCGUGCGAGGGGGCAGGCCUGGCCGGGAAGCAGGUCUGAGGACAGUUUUUGCCAGCGAGGUACGGCCAGGACAGUGCGUGCUCACGUCACAGGGGAAAGCGGGGUCACGUGCUUCACUUUCAGCCGUGACCUCCGUGGAAGAGCGGAGGAGCGCCGGGCUGUAUGCCCCACUAACCCAGCAUGGGUCCAUAGUGGUGAACGGUGUGCUGGCUUCCUGCUAUGCUGCUGUGGACAAUCACCAUUUGGCCCACUGGGUCCUGGCCCCACUGAGGUUCUUCUACAGCCUGAUGGGACCUUCAGAACCGCAGACUGACAGCCUGCACUGGUACCCCUGGCUUCUGCAGAGGCUGGGGCAAAUGCUGCUGGACGCUGGACACUUCCACCCCUGGGGGAUCGAACAAGGACAUAGAUAG
Messenger RNA from Chelmon rostratus (copperband butterflyfish), 1314 nucleotides. RefSeq names its product indian hedgehog B protein-like. The coding region runs from base 1 to 1314 and encodes 437 amino acids. The transcript is spliced from 4 exons. Gene Ontology annotation, molecular function: patched binding; calcium ion binding. NCBI's taxonomy places the organism in Eukaryota, Metazoa, Chordata, Actinopteri, Chaetodontiformes, Chaetodontidae. The record is from RefSeq and is a predicted model, not a curated record. Gene Ontology annotation, biological process: multicellular organism development; regulation of gene expression; intein-mediated protein splicing.